AUAGGUAAUUUCAGUUUCAGCACGUUAUGUGUACAACUAUUUACUUGACAUUUUUUUCACAUAAUUAAUAAAAAUUGUGGAUUACAUAAUUUGAAAAUCAUAACAAUAAAAAUAUUCAAGUAGGCAAAUUAUUACUUUUCAAUGCACAUAAGUGAUCAUCGGAAUUAUGUACCAGUGAACGCAGUUGAUAUUAACAAUAAUAAUAACAAUAACAGCCAUUGUCUGCACACGCAUAUUAAAAAAUGCUUUGAAUAUCUCUUUAACUCAUACUAAUGUUAGUUGUUGUCUAAAUGAUAAAAGAUUUAUUUUGGAAAUUUAUAUUACUUUUUUGUUUGAAAAUGAACUAUUCAAUGUUUCAAGAUCAUAUAAUUAUAUGGGAUAUAAAAAAUAAAAUUUUUUCUUUUAAUGCAACAAUUUUCAAAGUAAAAGAAGGCGAUAAUAUAGUGUUCAUUUGUCCAGCAAAUACACUGAGAAACCAAAAAUUAUUCUGGACAACUGAAAAAGGAAUCUAUGAAGAUUGUGGUACAUCAAGUUCAUCACAAAUUGUAAAACUUCUUGACUGCAAUCAAGAUGUUAAGAAUACUGAAUUCAUUCUCAAAGUAGCUCAGUUUUCAGAAAUUCCAUAUUCUCCACAUUUCCGAGAAAAUCAUUAUGUUUAUUUCCUAGGUCAACAAGAUUUAUGUUCUGUCUAUAAUCUUCGAAUAGCUGUUAAACUCGAACCAAAUAAUCAUGUAAAUAAAGAUGAAGAGUCGAAAAUUACAUCAGAAACCAAAGAAUUCAUAAACAACGACCAGCAAGUUAUGAAUGAAAUCACAACAGAUUCCUAUAAAUUGGAUUCAUCCAGAAACGAACCCUUAUCAGCAUGGAUACGUUAUCGAUUUCUUCUCAUACCUGGAUCACUAGGAUUUCUUACGCUUAUAGGAAUUCAGGCUGUGAUCUGUGCUUUAUGGCAUCCGAAAAGUCCACGUCGUUGUAAACACUGUUGUACAUCAGAUGUUAACCACCAACCAGUUAAAGAAACGCCAGAAGUAAGAGAAAUGUGUACAACAUCUCUAAAGCUGUUAGAAGAUUCAGUUACUGAAAGAUCUAUGCAUAAUCAUAAAAAGCAUUCACUACCGACAACUAUACGCGCAACACAAUCAAAUCCAAACGGUCAGUAUAAAAGUGAAUACCUUAAUAAUAUUUCCAAGAAAAAGGUGUUAGUAACUAAUUGUGUACACGAAAAGAGUGACAUGAUCACGCAAAACAUCAAUAAACCCCAACAAACAGUACAGCUUCUAACGAAUAAUGAAUUACCACUACUUACAAUCACCUCUUCACAAACAUCAUUAUCAACUAAUAAUAGUUAUAAUCCAUACAGCGUACAGUUAUAUACAUGUCCUUAUACUAUUGAUGGUAAUUUCGCGUGUUUAGUUCCAGUGAAGGUUAAUAAACCACCAGAUAUUUUUUCUAGCGAUAUAACUAAUUUGGGAAGUGUAAUUAAUAUAUCCGUGUGAUUUGUUUAUUAUUUGUUCUGUGAUAUUUUACUACAUUUUGAUGCUUUUGAAACUAAUAUCAAAUCUUUGCCGUUCGUCAUCAAUGAUAACGUUGAAUACUAUAAUUCCCAAUUUAAUGAAAUUGUAAUGUAUUAACUGCAUUUAUCUCUUUUUUUAUAAAGGAAACGGCUGUGAAAUUUAGUUUUUAAACAUGAUUUGGUG
Messenger RNA from Trichobilharzia szidati, 1697 nucleotides. NCBI's taxonomy places the organism in Eukaryota, Metazoa, Platyhelminthes, Trematoda, Strigeidida, Schistosomatidae. The record is from the annotation of a GenBank genome assembly.